Sorex araneus (European shrew) is the source of this 3565-nucleotide messenger RNA. RefSeq names its product pyrroline-5-carboxylate reductase 2 (gene PYCR2). Lineage: Eukaryota; Metazoa; Chordata; Mammalia; Eulipotyphla; Soricidae. Gene Ontology annotation, biological process: L-proline biosynthetic process. The coding region runs from base 103 to 1065 and encodes 320 amino acids. The transcript has 7 exons. The record is from RefSeq and is a predicted model, not a curated record. Gene Ontology annotation, molecular function: pyrroline-5-carboxylate reductase activity.
GAGUGAGUGUGGCCGCGGCCCGCGGCGCCGGAAGCUCCCGGAAAUCCGCGGGCCGGAGACGACGGCAUCCCUGAGGCCGCCCUGCAGACGUGUCCGUGGACCAUGAGCGUGGGCUUCAUCGGCGCAGGCCAGCUGGCCUGUGCCCUGGCGCGGGGCUUCACGGCCGCAGGCAUCCUGUCGGCACACAAGAUAAUAGCCAGCUCCCCAGAAAUGGAUUUGCCCACCGUGGCCGCGCUCCGGAAAAUGGGGGUGAACCUGACCCGGAGCAACAAGGAGACCGUGAGGCAGAGUGACGUGCUGUUCCUGGCCGUGAAGCCGCACAUCAUCCCCUUCAUCCUGGACGAGAUUGGGGCCGACGUCCAGGCCCGGCACAUUGUGGUCUCCUGUGCGGCUGGAGUCACCAUCAGCUCUGUGGAGAAGAAGCUAAUGGCCUUCCAGCCGGCCCCCAAGGUCAUCCGCUGUAUGACCAACACGCCCGUGGUGGUGCGGGAGGGCGCCACGGUGUAUGCCACGGGCACGCACGCCCUGGUGGAGGACGGGCAACUGCUGGAGCAGCUCAUGAGCAGCGUGGGCUUCUGCACAGAGGUGGAGGAGGACCUGAUCGACGCUGUCACCGGCCUCAGCGGGAGCGGGCCUGCCUAUGCAUUCAUGGCCCUGGACGCACUGGCUGACGGAGGGGUGAAGAUGGGCCUGCCAAGGCGCCUGGCAGUCCGGCUGGGGGCCCAGGCCUUGCUGGGGGCUGCCAAGAUGCUCCUGGACUCAGAGCAGCACCCCGGCCAACUCAAGGACAACGUGUGCUCCCCCGGGGGGGCCACCAUCCACGCGCUGCAUUUCCUGGAGAGUGGGGGCUUCCGCUCGCUGCUCAUCAACGCCGUUGAGGCGUCCUGCAUCCGAACACGGGAGCUGCAGUCCAUGGCUGACCAAGAGAAGAUCUCCCCCGCGGCUCUCAAGAAGACCCUCCUGGACAGGGUGAAGCUGGAAUCCCCUACCGUGUCCACACUGACCCCCACCAGCCCGGGGGUGCUCCUCACGAGAAGCCCGGGGCCGGGAGGCAAGAAGGACUAAGGGCCGUCUUGGGGGUCUGUCCAGGGAGGGGGCCAGACACUCAUCCUGGGCAGGCGGUACUGGGAUCUCCCGUCCCACUUUGGGAGAUGCUCGGGAGUAGAGGGGACACCAGAGGCCAGGUGUAGCCCCUCGAACCUCUAGCUCUUGGGAGAGAAGCAGGGUUGGUGGGGGUCCUUCACCCAGCGCCCUCGGCAGGGCCCGUGUGCGACCCAGUCAGGAAGGUUAGGCCUGUGUGAGGGCUUACCCUCCUGAAUAAAUGGGGAACAAGCAAGCAACUUAGAACUGUCCAGUGAAUCAGCAGCGUAAGAAGCGAAACUGCUUCUGUGUAACCCUCGUUCGAAUCUAGGCAGCCUCUGAGAGUGCAUUAUUCAGCGCAGCUAAGCUGAGCCCUUUCGUAGAGGUUUUUCAUUAACCUGCUUGUCUUAAUGCUGACUCUUGUCAUCAAUUUGUUUUUUUUCCCCUUGGGGGUGGGUUUUUUUGUUUUGUUUGGGGGCCAUACCCAGUGGUGCUCAGAGAUCACUUCUGCUGGGGCUCGGAGAGACCAUAUGCGGUGCUGGGGAUUGAACCUGGUUUGUUCUUUGUAUUUUGGGGUGGGUGGGGGGUGGCAGGGACACACUCGGCAGUGCACUCAGGUGUUACUCCUAGCUCUACACUCAGAAAUGACUCUGGCGGUGCUUGGGGGACCACAUGAGAUUGAAUGAGGGAUUGAAUUCAGGCCAACUGUGUGCAAGGCAAAUGCCCUCCCUGCUGUACUAUCUCUUCAGCCCUGAACCUGGCUUGUUUUUUUUGUUUGUUUGUUUUUUGUUUUUUUUUGGGUCACACCUGGCAAUGCACAGGGGUUACUCAGGAAUCAUUCCUGGCGGUGCUCAGGGGACCAUAUGGGAUGCUGGGAAUCGAACGCGGGUCGGGCCGCAUGCAAGGCAAAUGCCCUACCCGCUGUGCUAUUGCUCCAGCCCCAAACCUGGCUUGUUUUAUUUUUCUGGUCCUUGUCAUCCUUCUGGAAGGCUUGAUACCUUUGUAGGUGCAAGCAGUGGACAGAAGAGGAGAUGAGGCCCAGCCCCUGAGGGAUGUCGUGGCCUGAGGAUAGGCCCGAGUCGGAUCCCAGGAGAGGAAGUCCCCACCCAGGCACAUGGCAGUCAGUCUCUGGGGGGCGGAGAUAAGCAGCUCACCAGUGCUGCUGGCCUGCUGCUCUGUUUCCCAGAAGCUGAGGCUGAGGGGUGCUGCUCCCCUCGCCCCGCCGAGCUCUGGGCUUCCUUCCUCUCAGGAGGCUCCCUGCCUUUGGCACAGGCAACAGUCUCAGCUGUGGGUUCAAGCCCACUUCCUUUUGUGCUUUUCUUUUGGUGUGGGGGUGCUCAGGGAUCACUCCUGGCACGUGCCCUACCCGCUGUGCCCAUCUCUCCAGCCCCUCCACUUCCAUUUUCAACCUGGCCCCGAGGUGUGUCGUCCCCUGAAGGCUGAGGCCCAGCUGCCAGCCGCGCCUCUGCGGGUCUGCACGUGACCGUUUGCAUCCUGGUUCCACGCUCACACUUGUGCUGGCGGCUGGGUGGUAGAGCCACGGCUCCAGGGCACAGGGCAACCGCUGCCCGGGGAGCUCUUCUCACCCUCACUGAGGGCAAGAGCCUCCUCCCAUCUCCCCCGGGCAGCCCUGGCUCUGACCCCAAACCAUGGCCCCGCGCCUCAGCUUACUCCAGGUGACACAUCUGGUGCUGGAAACCAGCUGCCUCGGGGCUGGGAGAGUGCAGGGGCCACAGCUGAUUCCGCUCCCAGCAGGAGUGACCCCUGAGCACACGGCCCUCCCCCGACCCCCGACCCCUGCCAAAAGAAAGCUACAAAACAUUUUGUUUGUUUUUGAACCCGGUAUUUCAGGGGUUAUUGCUGGUUUAGUGCUCAAGGAUCCACUUCUGGUGGUGCUUGGGGGGCUAUUUUCUGUACCUCCUCAUUCUUUUUCUUUUUUAAGCAGUGUGAGGUGCCAGAGUGAUAGGGCAGCGGGUAGGGCAUUUGCUGGAGCUGAUCCAGGUUUGAGUCUGUCAUCGUCUACGGUCCCGAGUCCCACCAGAAGUGAUUCCUGAGCUCAGAGCCAGGGGUCAGCCCUGAGUACCACAAGGUGUGGCCCCCAAACAAAUGAACUGAUAUGAAAUAGUUGAUUUCUCCAUUAUUAUCACUAUUUAUACUUGUGGUCCUGGGUAAGAGGAGCUGAAAUCAAGAGGUCGUGGACGUUGACUCAGAAAUCGUUCUCAGCAGUCUGCUUGUUGAUACCUGUCCUCCUUAGCUCCUAGGAGUUCAUGGUUUUUUUUUUAUAAAUAGCAUCUUGGGGCUGGAGCCAUAGUGCAGCGAAUAAAUCACUUGCCUUUGUGUGCCUGACUGAGUUCAGUCCUCAGCAUCCCAUAUGGUCCCCCAUACACUGCCAGAAGAAAUUCCUGAGUGAGAGCCAGGAGUAACCCCUGAACAUCUCUGGGUGUGGCCGCAAAACCGAAAAAAUAAAAUAGCAUUUUUUUCUUCA